AGGAGUUUACUUUUGGCUUUACAAGAAACCAGGGGAGACGUCAGGGACUUGUCCCUGGCCAAAGGCGGCGUAAACCGCAUUGAGUGGGCAGAAAGAGAAAUGAGAGUGCUCCGCAUUAUCAAGGAGCGGUUCGCGCAGGAAAAGCCUUUGCAAGGGCUGCGCAUGGCGGCGUGCCUCCACGUUACGUCCGAGACAGCCAACCUGGCCAUAACCCUUAAAGAGGGUGGGGCCGACGUGGUUCUCUGCGCCAGCAAUCCGCUGAGCACGCAGGAUGAUGUGGCCGCAGCACUGGUCGGCGAAUAUGGCAUCCCCACCUUUUCCAUCAAGGGAGAGGACAACAACACCUACUACCAGCAUUUGAGUGCUGUCCUGGAUCACAGACCGCAAUACACCAUGGACGACGGGGCGGACCUGGUCAGCAUGUUGCACCGGGACCGUUCAGACUUGCUGUCAAACGUGGUCGGAGGCACCGAGGAAACCACUACAGGAGUAAUUCGCCUCAACGCAAUGGCCGCGGACAACGCGCUUAAGUACCCAAUAAUUGCCGUAAACGAAGCGGAAACCAAGCAUUUCUUUGACAAUCGAUAUGGCACCGGGCAGAGCACCCUGGACGGCAUCACCCGGGCCACCAACAUUCUGUGGGCCGGUCGCCGUGUCGUAGUCGGCGGUUAUGGCUGGUGCGGACGCGGCGUUGCUUCGCGCGCCCGUGGCAUGGGCGCCCACGUAAUCGUAACAGAGGUAAACGCGGUCAGGGCACUGGAAGCGGUGAUGGACGGUUUCACCGUGAUGACCGGUCUGGAAGCUGCCAAAGUUGGCGAAGUGUUCAUUACCGUCACCGGCGGACUGCACACUAUCAGCGGCGAUCAUAUGGCAGUGAUGUCCGACGGCGCGAUCAUUGCAAACAGUGGUCACUUCAACGUCGAAAUUGACAUCCCCGCACUGGAGGCGAUGGCAGUCAGCCACCGGGAGGUGAAGCCCUACGUCGAAGAAUACACCACAACUGAUGGGCGCCGGCUUUAUUUGCUGGGCGAGGGGCGCCUGAUCAAUUUGGCUGCCGCUGAGGGUCAUCCAUCUGCGGUUAUGGACAUGAGCUUUGCGAACCAGGCCCUGAGUGUGGAAUACCUGGUCAAGAACCACGGAAAUAUGGACCCAGGUGUCUAUGUUGUUCCUGUUGACACUGACCAGGAGGUUGGCCGCCUCAAGCUGGCGUCCAUGGGCAUUGCAAUAGAUUCCUUGACGGCAAAUCAACAGCGGUAUCAAGAAAGUUGGGAAGAAGGGACCUAA
Geodia barretti is the source of this 1284-nucleotide messenger RNA. The record is from the annotation of a GenBank genome assembly. NCBI's taxonomy places the organism in Eukaryota, Metazoa, Porifera, Demospongiae, Tetractinellida, Geodiidae.